This is a messenger RNA of Rhipicephalus sanguineus (brown dog tick), 558 nucleotides long. RefSeq lists its product as uncharacterized. The record is from RefSeq and is a predicted model, not a curated record. NCBI's taxonomy places the organism in Eukaryota, Metazoa, Arthropoda, Arachnida, Ixodida, Ixodidae. The transcript is spliced from 5 exons. Bases 1 to 522 code for a protein of 173 amino acids.
AUGAACAAUUCCACCGAAGGAUACAGGUUUCUGCCGGCUGCAUUUCCGUUCCCCAAAGAAAAGCACAGGAGGCCCAUAUUUGAGCUCAGCUUCGAAGAUUACAUCGCUACGACCAAUGGUCUCUUCAACUUCCUAGAGAUCGUGGGCGGUAUCGUGCUGAACGUGUUGGUGGGCAAGAACUCGGGCGGCGGCGACUCGAAGACGCUGCGCUGGCUUUCUGGCACGGGCUACACCUUCAGCUUCAACGGCAUCUUCAUGAUGGUCACCAGCUUGCUGAGCUCCGACUCUGCUGCCUACCUGCCGGUGCUCUUCUACUACGUCCUGUUCCAGGCGACGGGCGCCGCCAGCUACAUCGUCAGCGGCCUCAUGUUGGCCCGGCAGAACCACGAAGUGUCAGUAGUAGUCGUUAUGGGUCUCUGCUCUGGUGGCAUGCACGCCUUCCACUUCGCGUACUCCUGCUACAAGAACUACAUCGAGGACGACAGCAAGAAGUGGUGGAAUAAAAAAAUAGUGGUAAACUAAGUUAACCACGUGUAUCGCAUCGACGUCCAUGAAGUA